Molecule: messenger RNA, 3230 nt
Organism: Vitis vinifera (wine grape)
Lineage: Eukaryota; Viridiplantae; Streptophyta; Magnoliopsida; Vitales; Vitaceae
Product: LRR receptor-like serine/threonine-protein kinase FEI 2
Exons: 13
Coding region: 214-2076 (620 amino acids)
Biological process (GO): protein phosphorylation
Molecular function (GO): receptor serine/threonine kinase binding; ATP binding; protein kinase activity
Source: RefSeq, a predicted model, not a curated record
UAAAGUUACUGCCUUUUAUGGACACUCACCCACACUGCCCAAGAAAAUAUACACACAAAAAGACACUUUCCCUCUCUCUCUAGCCUUGAAAUGAUUCAAAUUCAUAAUUAAAUUUCUAGUUUUCAAUUUGUAAUCGACCUCUAUGAUCACAUUUCCCACCUUCUCUCUCUUUAUCUCCACCGUAAGAACCUGAACUGGCUGUACAGUGACUGAAUGUGCUCUAAAGGGAACUCCAGCCAGGAACCCCCUCUUCAUCAAAGGAUGAAAAUGGGGUUGUGGAUUUGGUUUUUCUCUGCAAUAUUGGGAGGAACCCUUUUGGGCCCUUGCUGUCUUGCUCUCUCUGAAGAUGGUGUUACAUUGUUGGAAAUCAAGAGCCGUUUGAAUGACAGUAGAAAUUUUCUCGGUAACUGGAGGGAUUCUGAUGAGUUUCCAUGUAAAUGGACUGGUGUCUCUUGCUAUCACCAUGAUCAUCGAGUUCGUUCUAUAAACCUACCUUACAUGCAACUCGGGGGGAUUAUAUCUCCAAGCAUAGGCAAACUCAAUAAAUUACAAAGACUGGCACUUCACCAAAACAGCUUGCAUGGGUCUAUUCCUAACGAGAUUGCCAAUUGUGCUGAGCUCAGAGCCCUGUACUUGAGGGCCAAUUAUCUUCAAGGAGGCAUACCGUCAGACCUUGGAAAUCUUUCAUAUCUCACUAUACUGGAUUUCUCAAGCAAUUCAUUAAAGGGUGCCAUACCAUCCUCACUGGGUCGCCUCAAACGGCUGCGCUAUUUGAACUUGUCUACAAACUUCCUUUCUGGUGAAAUCCCAGAUGUUGGAGUCCUAAGCACUUUUGACAACAAGUCUUUUAUUGGAAAUUUGGAUUUGUGUGGUCAACAAGUGCACAAGCCAUGUCGGACCUCACUGGGAUUCCCUGCAGUGCUGCCCCAUGCUGAAAGUGAUGAAGCUGCAGUCCCUGUUAAACGAUCAGCUCAUUUCACCAAAGGUGUGUUGAUUGGUGCAAUGUCUACUAUGGCUCUUGUGCUUGUCAUGCUUCUUGCAUUCCUCUGGAUUUGUUUCUUAUCAAAGAAAGAAAGAGCUUCCAGGAAAUAUACCGAAGUUAAAAAGCAAGUUCAUCAAGAACCAAGCACCAAGCUUAUUACUUUCCAUGGUGAUCUUCCAUAUCCCUCGUGUGAGAUCAUAGAGAAGCUGGAAGCUCUUGAUGAAGAGGAUGUUGUGGGUUCAGGGGGAUUUGGUACUGUAUAUCGAAUGGUCAUGAAUGACUGUGGUACAUUUGCUGUGAAAAGAAUUGAUCGGAGUCGUGAAGGAUCUGAUAAAGUAUUUGAGAGGGAGUUGGAGAUCUUGGGUAGCAUAAAGCACAUAAAUCUAGUUAACCUGCGAGGUUACUGCAGGCUUCCCACUUCAAAGCUGCUUAUAUAUGAUUAUUUGGCUUUGGGCAGCUUAGAUGAUUUUUUGCAUGAACAUGGUGGACAAGAUGAGCGGUCCCUUAAUUGGAGUGCUCGUUUAAACAUAGCCCUGGGUUCUGCCCGGGGGUUGGCAUAUUUGCAUCAUGAUUGCAGCCCAAGGAUAGUUCAUCGUGACAUAAAAUCCAGCAACAUACUCCUUGAUGAAAAUUUAGAGCCUCACGUUUCUGACUUUGGUCUUGCCAAACUUUUGGUAGAUGAGGAUGCGCAUAUCACGACUGUCGUUGCUGGCACUUUUGGCUAUUUGGCACCAGAGUAUCUGCAAAGUGGAAGAGCAACAGAGAAAUCAGAUGUCUAUAGCUUUGGAGUUCUUUUGUUAGAGCUUGUCACUGGAAAGAGGCCUACUGAUCCAACUUUCGUCAAGAGAGGUUUAAAUGUUGUUGGCUGGAUGAACACCCUAUUGAAAGAGAAUCGGUUGGAGGAUGUAGUAGAUAAAAGGUGCAGAGACGCUGAAGUUGAAACUGUAGAAGCAAUUCUUGAUAUAGCGGGAAGGUGCACCGAUGCAAACCCAGACGAUCGGCCAUCAAUGAGCCAGGUGUUGCAGCUGCUAGAGCAAGAAGUUAUGUCACCAUGCCCCAGUGAUUUCUAUGAGUCCCAUUCAGACUACUGUUAAAAAUGAUAGACAAACCAUAUGUAUGCAUUGUGGCAGAUGUGUUGUUGCUUCACCAUAUUUUUAUUUACUUCAUACCCCUAUCUAUGGGGCCCCUUGUAUAAUAUUUGCUUGCUAAUGAUGGAAUUUCUUUAGAUGCCUUGGAUUUUCCAAGGGCAUCCUGUGAAAAUGUCUUUGUCUUCUCGCCUAGAGAACAUUUACAAAGGAAUGGGACCUACAUUAUUAAUUUUACACAUUAUUUAUACUAGUUAGUCAUGAUCCCCCCCACAGCAGCUCUCACUGGCUGAGUCUGAAAUUUGCAAUGGCAGACCGCCCACCGUCCCAAAACAACCUGGAGGGUAAAGUGGCCAUAAUCACCGGCGGCGCCAGCGGCAUUGGCGAGGCAACGGCGCGUCACUUCGCCAACCAUGGUGUGCGCGCUAUUGUGAUCGCUGACAUCCAAGCUGAAAAGGGUCAACUGGUCGCAGAAUCGAUUGGUUUGCAUCGUUGCCGGUACAUCCUUUGUGACGUGACAGACGAGCAGCAGGUCAAGGCCCUCGUUGAAUCAACCGUCCAGGCUUACGGACAACUCGACGUCAUGUUCUGCAACGCUGGAAUCAUGAGUGUAGGUAUGCAGGAUGUACUCGAUUUCGACUUAUCGGCCUACGAUACGUUGUUCGCGAUCAACGUACGUGGCGUGGCAGCGAGUGUGAAGCACGCAGCGCGUGCGAUGGUGGAGGGUAAGGUGAAGGGAAGCAUAAUAUGUACAGCGAGCGUCUCCGCCAGCACUGGGAGCGACAAGUUCAUAGACUACGUGAUGUCGAAGAUGGCAGUGCUGGGGCUAGUGAAGUCGGCGAGUAGACAGCUGGGCGCGUAUGGAAUACGGGUGAAUAGCGUUUCGCCGGGGGCGGUGGCGACGCCGCUGCUGUGCGACAAGUUUCAGAUGAGCGCGACGGAGGUGGAGAAUAAUUUCGAACAGUAUAUGUCCUUGAAGGGUGCUGGGCCAAUGAAAGAAAAAGACGUGGCUGAUGCCGUGUUGUUUCUUGCUUCUGACAAUUCAAAGUUCGUCACAGGCCAUAACUUGAUCGUCGACGGCGGCUACCCAUAUUGAUCGCCGAUCAUAAGUCUCCUUUUAAUCUAAAAAUUAAUAAAUAAAUAAAAUAAUUGAAAUUUUAUAA